UCACUCCUCCGCUCUCAUAACAUCGGGUCUCACUCCCUCUUGACGGGCAUUUCCUCGCCAGUCCUUGAGACCCCGACAAACACAUGAGCUGCUAUUAAGCCGUCGUCAUGCUCUCACUAUUACCUUCUUUUCUCUGCUUGGCGGUCAUCGCCCUGCACCCUGUUGCCGCCAUAUGGCCAGCGCCGCAGAGCUUCACCAAAGGCAGCCAGGUCCUGUAUCUGCAUCAGAACAUCCGCAUUACAUAUAAUGGAGCAUUUGUACGCUGGUCUUCCUCUCGUGAGCAUGGUUGCCUUGCCGAGGAUCUGGAUACUGAAUAUUGGAUGUCCCAACAGGUCCCAUACACAUAUGGAUACUCACCGAGCAGCCUGACCAGCAAGGAGGUGGUCCAGGCGGCUGUGUCCAGGACUCUCGCGGGCAUUUUUAACAGCAAGUUCGUGCCGUGGCAGAUGCACAAGCCAGGGUCCAAGUUUGAGCCGGACCUCGCACAAGGCCAGAAAUGGCUGCAAACGCUCCAGAUUGUCCAGACAGGCGAGGACCAGCCCAGCGCAUUCAAGCCCCUGGCCGGCGAGGUCGACGAGUCGUACAACCUCACGGUGAGCGCCGAGGGAGACGUCCAGCUAACCGCCGUCUCGUCCAUCGGAGUGCUCCGCGGCCUCGAGACCUUCUCGCAGCUGUUCUACCAGCACUCGGCGGGCACCUUCUGGUACACGCCGUACGCCCCUGUUGCCAUCCAGGACGCGCCCAAGUUCCCCCACCGCGGCAUCAUGCUCGACACGGCCCGCCACUUCUUCCCCGUGGACGAUAUCCUGCGGACCAUCGACGCCAUGUCCUGGAACAAGAUGAACCGGCUGCACGUCCACGUGACGGACUCGCAGUCGUGGCCGCUUGUCAUUCCCGCCUUGCCCGAAGUCUCGGAGAAGGGCGCCCACCAUCCCUCCCUGACGUACUCGCCCCAGGACGUCCAGAGGAUACAAACCUACGGCGCUCAACGCGGCGUGGAGGUGUACUUCGAGAUCGACAUGCCCGGCCACAUUGGCGUAGUGUCCUUGUCGCACCCGGAGCUCAUCGUAGCCUACAACGAGCAGCCCUACUACUGGUGGUGCGCGCAGCCGCCGUGUGGCGCCUUCAAGCUGAACAACACGGGCGUCGACGCCUUCCUGAAGACGCUGUUCGACGACCUGCUCCCGCGCCUGGCCCCUUACUCGGCCUACUUCCACACGGGCGGUGACGAGCUAAACAAGAACGACUCGAUGCUGGACGAGGGCAUCCGCUCCAACGACUCGGCCGUGCUGCAGCCCCUGCUGCAGAAGUUCAUCGACACGCAGCACGCGCGCGUCAGGGCGGCCGGCCUGACGCCCAUGACGUGGGAGGAGAUUCCGCUCGACUGGAACGUCACCAUGGACAAGGAUACCGUGGUCCAGACGUGGCUGGGCGGCGAAUCGGUCAAGAAGGUCACCGAGCUGGGCCACAAGGUGAUUGACAGCAACUACAACUUCUGGUACCUCGACUGCGGCCGCGGACAAUGGCUCUCGUUUGACAACGGCGCAGCCUAUGUCAUUGGCUACCCCUUCAACGACUGGUGCAACCCGGUCAAGAACUGGAAGCUCAUCUACUCGCACGACCCGACGGCCGGGCUGACGGAGGAGCAGGCCAAGCUGGUGCUGGGCGGCGAGGUGGCCGUGUGGAGCGAGACCAUCGACCCGGCCAACCUGGACACGCUCGUGUGGCCGCGGGCCAGCGCCGCGGGCGAGGUGCUGUGGUCCGGACGGAUCGACCCGGCGACGGGCCAGAACCGCAGCCAGAUGGAGGCCACGCCCAGGCUCAACGAGUUCCGCGAGAGGAUGGUGCUCAACGGCGUGCGCGCCUCGCCCAUCCAGAUGAUGUUUUGCACCCAGGGCAGCCCCAAGGAGUGCGAGUAUCCUGCGUGAGGGGAGGGUUUUGUCUUGUUUUUAUUUCUCUUCGUUCAUUCAUCCUUUUUUUCCUCGGACGUUUUGGCAUGACAGCAUGAGAGUAUGAUCGGUUGGGCGGGAAGGAGUUAGAGGGGUCGGUUGGGAGCGGAGAUUUUGAUUAUGGACUUGGGGAGCCAUUGGAACGCUGAGUCGCUUGGAUUCUGGGCAGGUGAUUCUUGGAAACUCAAACUUUGCGAGAUAGCGAGCCAACUACCUUAAUAAGUUAUAAAGUCCAACAAGCCGGAAAUCAACUGGCGUGCGCCCUCCUUUCUGAAU
Canariomyces notabilis is the source of this 2225-nucleotide messenger RNA. RefSeq names its product glycoside hydrolase family 20 protein. Gene Ontology annotation, molecular function: beta-N-acetylglucosaminidase activity. The coding region runs from base 108 to 1928 and encodes 606 amino acids. Gene Ontology annotation, biological process: carbohydrate metabolic process; glycosaminoglycan metabolic process. Gene Ontology annotation, cellular component: membrane. The transcript is spliced from 2 exons. NCBI's taxonomy places the organism in Eukaryota, Fungi, Ascomycota, Sordariomycetes, Sordariales, Chaetomiaceae. The record is from RefSeq and is a predicted model, not a curated record.